Molecule: messenger RNA, 1329 nt
Organism: Epinephelus moara (kelp grouper)
Lineage: Eukaryota; Metazoa; Chordata; Actinopteri; Perciformes; Serranidae
Product: TRPM8 channel-associated factor homolog
Exons: 7
Source: RefSeq, a predicted model, not a curated record
UGGGCUUCAACUCAUCCUAAAGAGAAUACAGUUCUACAAUUCCCAGGGAAUAAAGUGUCUGGUGUGGCAGGGAUCUACUUCUCUACAGAUUAUGGAAAAGCAGAGAUCAUACCUGUCCACCCUCAGAUCCCCUCCUCAUGGAAGGCUCUACGUCUUGGAAAACAUUUUGAAGGUGACCUGGAGUUCUUACUCCAGGGGAUUUCAGAGUUUGACUUCAGGCGGGAUUCCGUGUUAUCUGAGGUUCUGGUCCACGGACCACUGGCCUUCCCCAUUGGUACCACUGAGGAUGGAAGGGUGUUCCUGGCAGGAAGCUACUAUGGGAAGGGACGAGUCAUUGUGAUCGGACAUGAAGCACUUCUGACAGUAGAGAAACUGGCUCCAUUUUGGACCAAUGCCAUUGAUUGGUUGGACCAGGGCAGGAAGGGGGUCAUUGGUGUUGUGCCAAACCUCGGACUUGCCAGCAAGUCCGGGUUGAAGCAUGAGGAGACAAUGUUCAGGAGAGACCUGAGUGUAUUUGUGUGUACAACAUACGGUGAUCAUAAUGCACAGGAAAUCCAAGACUUUGUAGCACAGGGAGGAGGCCUGCUGAUUGGUGGGCACGUUUGGUACUGGACAUACAAUAAUCCAGGAAACCCAAUGACAGAAACCACAGGGAACAAGAUCCUGAACAAAAUGGGCUUGAGCCUGACACCAAACACAAUUGAAUCAGGUUCCUACAAGGCUCCUGUGCCAAGCCAGGCCAUGAAGGACACUGGCCACUUCCGUCAACGUCUACGCCAUUUUGCUGCUCAUGUUAUCCAGGGCAACAAACUUGCCAAGCAUGAGGAGGACGACCUUAAAAAACUGGCCAUGGAGUGUGACUACUUCUUGAAGUUGGAGGCUCAUGACAGCUACUCCUACAAUCAUGUGCUGUCCAUCCUCACUGAUGUGUUGAAGAAGUCUGGCAUGCCACAGGUGAGUGAGAAGAACCCUGUGAAGAGUCCCAGAGAUCACCUGCUCCUCAGUUUGGGGACAAAUACAUAUAAAGUGUCCCCAGAUCGUGAUGCUCUCCUGCCGUACCUCAUCGAGGUGGGCCCUCCGAUGCCUAUCAUGGAAAACCAAAGGAUCAGGAUUAAUGCCAACACGGCAGGAGGGGACGAGUGGAUCAGCACAGGUCUGUACCUUUCUCCUGGUAUGAAGACUGAGAUCACCAUACCAGCAAACAUCGUCAACAAGAGCUGGAAGAUCCAGAUAGGCUGUCAAUCAGACCACCUGGGUCAUGCAGAGUUAAAGAGAGCACCAUCUGUUGUUGAGCGAUUCGCUGUUACUGCAGAGAAGAUGCAGGUGUGG